Molecule: messenger RNA, 1796 nt
Organism: Salvia hispanica
Lineage: Eukaryota; Viridiplantae; Streptophyta; Magnoliopsida; Lamiales; Lamiaceae
Product: Cation efflux family protein
Biological process (GO): transmembrane transport; intracellular zinc ion homeostasis; zinc ion transport
Cellular component (GO): endoplasmic reticulum; membrane
Molecular function (GO): monoatomic cation transmembrane transporter activity
Source: RefSeq, a predicted model, not a curated record
AGUUAGAGAAAGAGAAGGGAGUGAAGUGAUGGAAAGCUAAUAACAACAGCUUCCUCCACAACUCCUACAAACACUAAUCCUCCGCCCGCCGCCGGCAAAAUCCAAGCUUGACGGCAAAACCCUAGACCCUUUUCCGCCGUGAAGAAGGAAACACAGCCCUCGCAUUUCCCCACGUCAUGUGUUAGCUGAUUCUUCUCCAUUUUACUCUUUACUAUUACUCUCAUUCACGAGCUGCAAUGCGAUCGUCUCUUCUCCUCUCUCGCAUCCGCCAUGAAAGAAGCCGCCAUUUCCCCUUCCGUUUCUCCAUUUCUCAGUUUCACGCCCCUCUCUCCUCGCGCGAGCCGGAGAAGGAAACCACUAAUUUCCAAGAGAAUAAAUUUGUUGAUUCCGAUUAUGAUUUUUCUCGCUCCCAACAGAGGCGCUCCGCCGCACUAGGGCAUUUUCUAGCGGCCAAUUCUCUGUCGAGAGCUGUUCCUCCGAUUUUGCCCGCUUCUAAUUUUCUCCGCACGGCUCCCUUCACAAGAAGUUUUCUCACAAGAGCUAAGAAGAUUGAAAAGAUUGAGAAGAUUGGAGCUAUUGAUCAUGGCCAGCGAGCUGUCACAACUGCACUCUGGUGCAACUUUCUUGUUUUCUCUCUCAAAUUUGGGGUCUGGUUGUCCACCUCGAGCCAUGUGAUGUUGGCUGAAGUUAUUCAUUCAGUUGCAGAUUUUGCAAACCAGGCUCUUCUUGCUUAUGGUUUAAGUAGCUCACGCCGUGCACCAGAUGCUCUCCAUCCAUAUGGUUAUUCCAAGGAACGGUUUGUCUGGUCUUUGAUUUCUGCUGUUGGUAUAUUUUGUCUUGGUUCUGGUGCCACGAUUGUUCACGGAGUUCAAAACUUAUGGACUUCUCAGCCCCCUGAACACAUAGAGUACGCUGCUCUAGUGAUCGCUGGUUCUUUCCUUAUUGAAGGUGCAUCCCUCAUUGUUGCCAUCCAUGCUGUUAGGAAAGGUGCUGCGGCAGAAGGAAUGAAAGUGAGGGACUACGUCUGGCGUGGUCAUGAUCCAACAGCUGUUGCUGUCAUGACAGAGGACGGUGCUGCUGUUACUGGCCUUCUCAUUGCUGGUGCAUCGUUGGUGGCUGUGAACACCACAGGAAAUGCAAUUUAUGAUCCUAUUGGUUCAAUCAUCGUAGGAAACCUUUUGGGAAUGGUUGCAAUAUUUCUGAUUCAGAGGAAUCGUCAUGCUUUGAUCGGCAGAGCGAUUGAUGAUAAUGAUAUGAAAAGAGUGCUCCAUUUUCUGAAAAAUGACCCGGUUGUGGAUGCAGUGUACGACUGCAAAAGCGAGGUGAUUGGACCAGGGUUUUUCAGAUUCAAGGCUGAAAUAGACUUUAAUGGUGAGGUAUUGGUGCAAAACUAUCUAAGCAGAACCGGCCGUGAAGAGUGGUCUAAGCAGUUUCGGGAGGCUGCCAAGGAAAAGGAUGAUUCGGCAAUGUUCAAGAUCAUGUCGAACUACGGUGAGGAGGUGGUGACAGCUCUUGGAAGUGAAGUAGAUCGCCUAGAAAAGGAGAUUCAAGAAAUUGUUCCUGGCAUUAGACAUGUUGAUAUUGAAGCACACAACCCUAUUGUUCCUCCUCCACCACCACCAUCACCAUAGUUGUUUUUUGCUUCUUUUAAAUUGUAAACCAAAUUCAUGCAUGUAUUUUGGCUUUUGGGCUGUGUGAGAGAGAGAGAUGUGAAUAGUACUGAGAGUCAGACAUUUCUUGUUAAUAUAAGUCUCCAGGGCAAAUAGCAUUAAAACUUGAUGCUUUUGACAUUCAAA